UGCAGCACAUGAUUUAGCGAUGGAACGAGACGAAAACUCAUUCAGAAACUGCUGAAGAAUCCGUGACGCGUUUCAUUGCCUGAUCAGCCGCAAGCUGCUGGAAACGACCAUGUCGGCGCGCAUCAAUAAAGCAACGGGAUAUUAGUGGAGGGACGAUCAUUAACGAUUCCUCCGACACCAGACAUUUUGGUUUUCCGUUUCUUUCACUGUAUGGAUUUGUGAUGGUAGAGAUCAUGGACUGACGCUCUUUUCCGCGGCAUUAGGAGACCACACACACACACACACACGGUGGUGUGUUGGUGCUCCUUGUGCAGUGAAUGUGUUGUUGGUGCGGGGAGGAUUGUUGCACGUUUCCCCCUCACUGGAGAAGCGGACAGAGACGGGCCAAGAGGGACACGACGGGAACAGUUUACCGCUGGAGGGUUUAAUAACCCGGGCUUUGUCAUUCACGAAGUGGAUUUAAUGGUUUUACUUUGAGCGGACAUCGAUCGUGCACCGCAGCAUUUCACGUUCGCUUUCUUCCUGCAGUGAGUGAUACAAGAGGCAUCAGUGCCGAUAAGCGCGCUCAUUACACUACACUACUGCAUUUUGGGGGGCAAAGAUAGACUGCGGAUACUUGCUAUAUAUGGCUGUGUAGCUUCCAUGGAGGAGGGCCAAUCCCCUCAUUUCGUUGUAUUUUUUCUCACAAUGCGUUUUCUCGGAAUGCACUUGGGAAUUUUUUAGCCCAGAGUCAUCUAUCUGCCGUCUCCUCUCCAAUUGCAAAAUUAUCGGGAGGGGAAAAACAACCCAACAGCGCAUCCCCGAUGGCAUGGACACUUCCGCAGGGUCUGCCGCGCCGCCGUGCUACCGGAGCCCGUUCGCAGCCCGCCCGAGCCCGCGCCGAGCCAAAGCAGGCGGCAUGAGGCUCGAGCCGGUGCCCUUCUCCAUGCUGGUCAUCGGGGUCGCGUUCGCGUGCCACUCCCCGAGCCCGAGCUCGCUGCGGGAGCGCGCCCACCACUCCGCCGUGGUGAUCGAGGGCCGUGUGCAGUCGGCGCCCCACAACGCUUCGGGUGCCGAGCCUUACCGGGUGGACGUCAAGGUGCUGGACGUGUGGCCGCGGCACAGCGGCGGCCUGGAGCGCGAGCAGCUCGUUACCGUGCGCGAGCUGGGCCCGACGAGCGGGCCGUGCGCGCGCGUGCUCAAUGACCACCGGUACAUCUUCUUCAUGGACCCCACCGACGAGCCCUUGGUGUUCAGGGCGUCGUACGCACCCCUUGAAGCCAGCGGCAAGGAUCUGAAAAAAGACGUUGGGAAGAUCUUGUGCGAGGACUGCGUGGUCUCAUCUGCCCAGAUGGUGGGCCGGGUCCUCUGCAGAAAGGAUUUCUGGGCCAUGCGCUCUCUGCUCUAUCUGUGUAGCCUUUAGGCCUGGACAAUUACAGUGGACUUCCUGGUUUUCGCUGUCCAGGGUGCUACAUCUGACCGCACUUUCCUUCUCUUAACGGCUGAUUGACAGGAGUACACAAUCCUAAUGAUUCAAACUAAAGAGGCAAAUGUGGUGUGUUAAAAUAUUAAAUAAUUUUGGAAAUAUUCCAAGACACAUUGUGU
This is a messenger RNA of Neoarius graeffei (lesser salmon catfish), 1584 nucleotides long. RefSeq names its product pro-neuregulin-2, membrane-bound isoform-like. The record is from RefSeq and is a predicted model, not a curated record. The coding region runs from base 809 to 1402 and encodes 197 amino acids. NCBI's taxonomy places the organism in Eukaryota, Metazoa, Chordata, Actinopteri, Siluriformes, Ariidae. Gene Ontology annotation, molecular function: signaling receptor binding. The transcript is spliced from 2 exons. Gene Ontology annotation, biological process: intracellular signal transduction; nervous system development; animal organ development.